Clavispora lusitaniae ATCC 42720 is the source of this 1266-nucleotide messenger RNA. It is a transcript of the gene CAG1, whose product is annotated as guanine nucleotide-binding protein subunit alpha. Gene Ontology annotation, biological process: G protein-coupled receptor signaling pathway. The record is from RefSeq and is a predicted model, not a curated record. Gene Ontology annotation, cellular component: heterotrimeric G-protein complex. NCBI's taxonomy places the organism in Eukaryota, Fungi, Ascomycota, Pichiomycetes, Serinales, Metschnikowiaceae. Gene Ontology annotation, molecular function: guanyl nucleotide binding; G-protein beta/gamma-subunit complex binding; GTPase activity.
AUGGGAUGUUCUGCCAGUACACUAGCCGAAGACUCGCAGGCGUAUAGCAAGCAGCGCAUGAUGUCAGAGGCCAUUGACCGCCUGCUUUUGCUCAGUCUGGAAGCAGAACAUAAGCAAACACGGAUGUUCCUUUUGGGUGCUGGAGAAAGCGGCAAGUCAACAGUGCUCAAGCAGAUGAGACUUUUGCACAAGAACACCUUCUCUGAUUUUGAGCGCCGCCAGUAUGCCGAAGUCAUCUGGCUAGGCUUGGUGGAGGCCAUGAAAACUCUUCUUCUCAAUGCGCGCAAGUUCCACAUUCCGCUUGCGUGCGAUCAGCCUGGGUCACCACUCGAGCCUCACAAACGAGUGAUUUGGCGUACGCGUAACGCAGCAACUGAUCACGAUCCUCUGGUUGGCGACUUUGAUUUUGGCCUGCGAGCUCCUCCACAGACGUAUGACACCGCGCACUUGCUCAGCGAUUCGUGGCGCGACGAUGCGUUUGACAUGUCGUCUCUGGGAGCUCUUCAGGGACUCCAGGGCGGCUCGCAAAGGCCGCUGGCGCUGGGCACGCCGCCAUCGCGUGACCAGAUUGCACGGGCGGUAGAGGCAUUGUGGGCGCAAGACCCGGGAGUGAGGAGGUCGCUCGCUCAAUCACAUCGUUUCCAGAUGGAGCUGCUGGCUGCUUACUAUUUUGAUAAUGUUCACAAGUUUAAGGAUACAACAUAUCGUUGUUCAGACGAAGACAUUCUCCGGGGGCGUAUCAAGACCACGGGGAUCACGGAAAACUCUUUUCUUAUACGCAACGGCGUGCUCAAGGUGCUUGAUGCUGGUGGACAACGCUCAGAGCGUAAAAAAUGGAUCCACUGCUUUCAAGACAUUGAUGUGGUGUUGUUUGUGUUGGCUGUUCUGGAAUACGAUCAGACGCUUUAUGAGGACACGCGUGUUAAUCGCAUGCACGAGUCGUUUGCGCUUUUUGAAGCGUUAUGCAAUUCCCGCUGGUUUCACAAGACGCCGUUUAUUUUGUUCUUGAACAAAGUUGAUCUUUUGGAAGAGAAGCUCCCGCGACUGCCCAUCACGAACUACUUCCCUGAUUACGACCGUGAUCCAAAUAGUGUGGGGGAUGUUCUCGAUUACAUGGAAGCGGCAUUGUUACGUUUAAACAAGAGCAAGAAGCCGGUCUAUGUCCACCGCACAUGUGCCACCGAUACGGCUGGAAUGAGUUUCGUGCUCAGCGCGGUCACAGACAUGAUCAUCCAGCAGAAUUUGAAAGAGAGCGGCAUUAUGUGA